AUGGAGCUACCCGGCGGAGAGCACGUCUUUGCGGUGGAGAGCAUCGAGAAGAAGCGGAGCAGAAAGGGGAGGAUCGAAUACCUGGUCAAGUGGCGAGGAUGGUCUCCGAAAUACAACACUUGGGAACCAGAGGAAAACAUCCUGGAUCCAAGACUCCUCGAUGCUUUCCAGGACAGGGAAAGACAAGAGCAGCUGAUGGGAUAUCGCAAGAGAGGGCCAAAGCCUAAACACCUCUUGGUUCAGGUCCCCUCCUUCGCCCGGAGAUCCAGCAUUCUGUCUGAUCUUCGCGAUGCGACACUCGAUGAGGACAACUGUCAGAAGGCUAGUGCCAUCCAGAUGCUGCGAUCCCAGGGUCAGCAGUACCAGCUGAACAGCAAGAAGCACCACCAGUACCAGCCCCUGUGCAAGGAGCGUGAGGCUGAGCAGCAGGUCAAUGGCAAGAAAAAGUUCUACUACCAGCUCAACAGCAAGAAGCAUCAUCACUAUCAACCAGACCUCAGGAUGUACGAGGCCCCAUUCACCAAGCCCGGGGAAGCUAAAGCUCCAGAGGUGGCUAACCGGGGUUGGAACCUUCCCCCAGCACUGCAGCAAAAGUGGGUGCGGGACAAAGACUCAGGCUGCCUGACCAAAGUCAAGGAUAUCACCAUGGAGCUGAAGAAGCUGCCGGCAGAUCUCAAUGGACACAAAGAACCAGAGACGGUGACACUUCCUGCUAAAGAGGAUGCUGUGCCACUGCCCAACAGUGUCAGCAGCAGCAAGCUAAAGAUAGUCAAGAACAAAAACAAAAAUGGACGGAUCGUUAUUGUCAUGAGCAAGUACAUGGAGAAUGGAAUGCAGGCAGCUAGAAUCAAGAACGGGGGAGACAGCGCACCGGCGGACAAAGACAACAGUAUGGAAAACCACCUUGAAAAGAUGAAGCUUGUAAAGAAGCUCGGUCUCAUGAAUGGCUUUGCUAAAAGCACCACUAUUGACAAAGCAGAUGUUCCUCCCUCUGGAUGUAAUGGACAUUGCUCUAUAGAGACAGAGCAUGCUCCCAAAAUGGAGCAAGCUGUGACAGAACAAGGUCAACAUGGAGAUAUCAGGGGUCAAAAGCAGCUGCAAGCAGAUCAGCCAUUACAAUUGACAACCAAGGCUAAUCUGGUCUCUCCGCCUUUGGAUAGGGGGUUUUGCCUCCAAUUAGAGAACAGAGAAAGUCAAGGUGGCUUUUCAGGACUCAAACGACACCUCUCAGAAUCUGACAAUGGGGACCAUGAUCACGGUAAGAGGUUUUUGAGCUCCAGGAGCAUCAGUGCUCCUAACGCGGCAUCUUCACCGACUCAAAGCAUCAGCAUAGUCCAAAAUGGCCACCAGACUCAACCUGGACACCAGGACUAUGAGUAUUCUGACCAAGAGGAACCAAUAGACUUAAGCAUGGUCAAGUGCCGAUCUAAAACUGUGGCCCAGACAGAAACACAAACACAGGCUGAGGAACAAACAAAAGCACAGGCUGAAACACAAGAACUCACGCAGGAGGAAAACGUGGAGGAAACGACAACUUCAAACACCGAACUAAGGAAAGAGGAGCCUUUUCCGUCUUUCAAGCCAUUCCUUGGGAAUAUAGUCAUCACAGACAUUACCACAAACUGUCUCACGGUGACAUUCAAGGAAUAUGUAACCGUGUAAAGUCUGUAUGUAGAAAUGUACACAAAACAAAACGGAUAUUUUCAGAUGCUUGAAUGUGCAAAAGAACCUGUGUGUGUGUGUGUGUGUGUGUG
Messenger RNA from Lampris incognitus (smalleye Pacific opah), 1754 nucleotides. RefSeq names its product E3 SUMO-protein ligase CBX4-like. NCBI's taxonomy places the organism in Eukaryota, Metazoa, Chordata, Actinopteri, Lampriformes, Lampridae. Gene Ontology annotation, biological process: negative regulation of DNA-templated transcription. The record is from RefSeq and is a predicted model, not a curated record.